AUGGAAGCGCCCACUUUGAUGGUCCUCGUAGCUUCCUUUUCUGCUCUUUUAGCUUCUCUGUGUAUCUUGAAACUUGUCUAUUCUCUUUGGUGGAGACCCAAAUUGAUUGAGCGAGAAUUGAAGCAACAAGGAAUUGGAGGAACCUCUUACAAUUUUCUUUAUGGAGAUAAGCUAGCUAUCGAGAAGCUGAUGAUAGAAGCAUGGUCCAUCCCCAUGAGUUCAAACCACGAAAUUAUACCUCGUGUCGAUCCUUUCAUUCAUCAAAUUGUGCAGACAUAUGGAAAGGUAUGUCUGAGUUGGAUUGGAACAAGGCCAAGAUUGAUACUGGGGAAGGCAGAGCUGGUGAGGCUGGUGCUGAAUAACAAGAAUGGUCACUUCCAAAAAUCUCCACAGAACUCUCUUGUGAAGCUUUUGGCGCUGGGACUCGCAGCCUUGGAAGGGGAGAAAUGGGCCAAGCAUAGAAGAUUAAUUACCCCUGCAUUCCAUCACGAGAAGCUACAGGGAAUGGUACCACAGGUUUUAGCAAGUUGUUGCAAUCUCAUUGAUCGAUGGAAGAUGCUGCUUGCAGCCGAUGGACGAAGCGAAAUUGACAUCAAUUCCGAAUUGCAUCGUCUCUCUGCAGACGUGAUUUCUAGAGUAGCCUUCGGAAGUAGCUAUAAAGAAGGAAAGAAGAUCUUUGAACUUCAAAAAGAGCAAAUUGUGCUGGCAACUGAAGCAUAUCGGGCCUUGUACCUCCCAGGACAAAGGUUUCUACCAACUAAGAAGAAUAGAAGGAGAUAUGAGGUGGAUACAGAGAUCAAAGCAAUGUUAAGAGAUCUAAUUUGCAAGAAGCAAAAGGCAAUGCAGGAUGGCGAAGCGGGUAAUGCUGAUCUACUUGGAUUGCUUUUGCAAUGCAAAGAAGAAAAGGGAAAUGAACUGACAAUUGAAGAUGUAAUAGAGGAGUGUAAGAUGUUCUACUUUGCCGGCCAAGAGACCACUGCUAUCUGGCUUACCUGGACUCUUAUCCUCCUGUCUAUGCAUCCGGCCUGGCAAGAGAAAGCCAGACAAGAGGUUCUACAAAUUUGUGGAAAGACAGCCCCUGAUAUGGAAAUCUUGAACCGGCUCAAAAUUGUCACAAUGGUGCUGUUUGAAGUCCUAAGAUUAUAUCCACCGGCAACUUACCUGGCAAGAUAUACCGUCCAAAGAACUAAGGUAGGGGACAUUUCCAUCCCUGCAGGGGUUGAAGUUUAUGUACCAACGACGCUGUUGCAUCAUGAUCCUGAGUACUGGGGAGAUGAUGCAGAAGAAUUCAACCCAGAGAGGUUUGCUGAAGGAGUUUCCAAGGCAUCAGGGGAUCAAUUGGCAUUUUAUCCCUUUGGCUGGGGACCUAGGAUUUGCAUAGCCCAAAACCUUGCAAUGAUAGAAGCAAAAUUGGCUCUGGCUAUGAUUUUGCAGAAUUUUUCAUUCAAGCUCUCACCUUCAUAUAUUCAUGCCCCCUGUGCCGGAUUUACUCUUCAGCCACAGCAUGGAGCUCCAAUUAUAUUGAAACCCAUUUGA
Coffea eugenioides is the source of this 1536-nucleotide messenger RNA. RefSeq names its product cytochrome P450 CYP72A219-like. The record is from RefSeq and is a predicted model, not a curated record. Gene Ontology annotation, molecular function: oxidoreductase activity, acting on paired donors, with incorporation or reduction of molecular oxygen; monooxygenase activity; iron ion binding. The coding region runs from base 1 to 1536 and encodes 511 amino acids. NCBI's taxonomy places the organism in Eukaryota, Viridiplantae, Streptophyta, Magnoliopsida, Gentianales, Rubiaceae. The transcript has 5 exons.